CUAAGCACUUUAAAGCUGGGACUGUGAAUGCCUGUCAUAAGAUGGUGUAAAAAUAAAAUACCUUUUUGUUCAGUCUUAUCUCAAGUAAGGCGAGCUUGUAUUCUGAUUCUUAAACGUACGUCUAAACAAACGAAAAGACAGCGGAGAUCGCAUAAAUAGAAUGCGAUCGGCUUUUCUUCUUUCAGUACGCAGCGAAACGUCGAGCUGCGCAGUUGUGCACUGGGCGUUGGAACUGUAUAUUUACGCAUGCAUGUACAUAUAUGUUUAUGUACUUAGAUCGAGUGUAACUGUUAAAAAGCAUGGCCGGCCCCCUAGUGAGCUUUACGUGAAAGCAAUCCUACAGUACAGUUUUUGUUUAUAAUUCCACCAACCGAAGAGUGUCAUGGCCGCGGAAAGUGAUAGCGAUGUGGAGAUCAUAGAGGCGGAGCCAUCGGACCAUCAUCACCACCAUCGCCAGCAGGAACCAUAUGGGCAUCCCGCCAAGAUGUACCCGCGAAUUCCAUCCGGCAUACCCUCCCCACCAUUUUCACCCACUGAUCGUACGGAUAUGCCGCUGGUCAAGGAGAUUCUGGCUCGCAAUGAACAUAUAAAUAUUCCCGAAGGAACCGUGCUCUGUGUUCCGUGCUACCUAUGCAAACAGCCCUUCAAUGACAUUGAAUCCUUCAAGGAGCACCUCACCCAACAUGCGGCGGAAAUUAACGCCUGGAAUACAACGAGUGCGCAGGAGCAGACACCUCCGCCGACGGUAAAACCGUUUGUUCAGUCCAUGAAUAAGUCAUUCGUGCAUCCCACAGAUCAGCACUUAUUCCAUUCCAUUGAUCAUGGGGCCAUGGAUCAUCAUCACAAUGCCCAGAAUCGCAUUGCCCAGAAUUGGAUGGAGUUUUGCUGUCAGCCACCCGCGGAUUUUUACUCAUCGCCGCUCGAACCACAAAUUCCUUUUCAAAUGCCUGCGGCUCAUCAACAUCCGAUUCAGAUACCACCCAUAUAUAUACAUACGGCUUAUGAGACACCAAUGCAGUUUUUAGGAAACCGGAGACUCGAACUGCGCCAAACACUGCCAAUGUCACCGCAACCUCCUCUGGAGCAUCCUGGUCAUCCAAUGCUUAGCGCGGGUCCAAGUAAUCAACAUACCUCGCUUGAAAUGCAAAACGUUUGUGUGUCGGAAGGAAUUCCCACAAGGGUGGAGAAACCACCUGUCUUGGAAAAUCACCGACUUCAUGCACAAGAUCCGACUCAGGAUGCGGGUGCAGGGAAGUCCCGAUCGGCGGUGCUGAUCAAACCCAAGCCCCCAAAUGCAAAACCACCGGAUUUCAAUCGAGGUCAUUUCGAGUGCAAUUGGUGCGGAAAGCGAUUGAGCUCCCGCCAGUCGCUGAAAUACCACGAGAACCACUUCCACGGGGAUAAAGAGCUGACAGCGAAUCGGGUAGAGAAGGAUUUGACCAAGCAGCACAAGUGCCUCACAUGCAAGAAACGCUACAAGCGGCGGACCUUCCUCUUAAUGCACAUGAAGGUCAAACACGGGAUUGCUCUCCCGGGCGGAAUUAAUGCUGAUCCCGAAUAUCCAAAAUCUGUAGAUCCGCCUGCAACCGCUGAGGUUCCUGUCUCCCCAAAGUCGUCGCCGGACGAGGCACCGAAAAAGGAGAUAUGGAGCACAAGAAUAUUCAACGCUGUGGCGGCAGCCAAGUAUAAACCGGCCAGUGAGCGGGCGGACAAGUAUCUGGUUGCGCCACGUCAGCAAACCAAGCAGUUGGAAUCGGGUUUUACGAUCACGCCCAAACGGACGUAUCCACUCCGUUCGCCCUUCUUCAAUCCGGAUCUAUGGCUGGACUGCGAUGUAUACUUAUAGGUUAAACUUGGCUGGAUUUUAAGUAACUUGGAGUAUCAAAUAUUCGAGCUAAUAAGAUAGCCAAUACCGGCUUCAGCCUAGCUGGAUGACCGAGCGACUGCAUUAGUCUUGUUAUUUUUAGCGAUAAAUAUUACUUCGUUUCAUGAAGCUUCUGAGUAUGUACAAUGUACGUAUGUAUAUAAUAGCAUGGAUACAUAUCGCACUCGUAAGCGAUCUAUUCUGUGGCCUCAGCACUUCGGAUCUGAAUCUCGACGUCGAAGUCCCAAAGCCCCAAACUUCUUGUCAUAAUAAACAAACUAAAAACGCUGAGCAUUGCAAUAAAUUUUAAGCACUCGGACGCUCAAAUUCGUCCGUUUCUCUUGUAGGUUUUGUACAUAAAAUUGAAAUGAAGAAACGCGUAAGCAAAACCAAUAAAAACUGUGAUUUUUUUACCCUAAGUGUCCUUCAUUCCUUUCAAAAUGGAGGCACUUUGCAGUGGGUAUUCUCGGGUUACCCGAAGUACCUAAAGUGGAAAGUAGACCACGUUGAUAUUUUUCUGACAGUCCCUUUAAGAGCAAAGAUAUUUGACACACAUGUUUUUUGCAUCGAGUUAAAAUAU
Messenger RNA from Drosophila mauritiana, 2444 nucleotides. RefSeq lists its product as uncharacterized. NCBI's taxonomy places the organism in Eukaryota, Metazoa, Arthropoda, Insecta, Diptera, Drosophilidae. The transcript has 2 exons. The record is from RefSeq and is a predicted model, not a curated record. The coding region runs from base 383 to 1846 and encodes 487 amino acids.